Urocitellus parryii (Arctic ground squirrel) is the source of this 1811-nucleotide messenger RNA. The record is from RefSeq and is a predicted model, not a curated record. NCBI's taxonomy places the organism in Eukaryota, Metazoa, Chordata, Mammalia, Rodentia, Sciuridae.
GAUCAUGGUGACUCUUACUGACCUGCCGGAUUCGGUGCUGCUGGAAAUCUUCUCUUACCUCCCGGUCCGGGACCGGAUCCGCAUCUCCAGGUGCGGCCCCUCUCCUCGGGGGAAAGAGCCGGGCAGGGGGCGCACCCGGAGAUGCGGCUCCGGCCCCAGCGGGGCCGGGGUCGUUCUAACGGCGGGUCCCCUCCCCCAGGGUCUGUCACCGCUGGAAGAGGCUGGUGGACGACCGGUGGCUGUGGCGACAUGUCGACUUGACGCUCUACACGGUAUUGUCCUCAUUCUGGAAAUCUUCUCUUACCUCCCGGUCCGGGACCUGAUCCGCAUCUCCAGGAAUUGAAUCCAGGGCCUCAUGCUUGCCAGAUGAGUUGCUCUACCACUGAGCUACACUGAAGUCAAUUUCUUUUUAAGAUGCGGCCUAAAGUCAUGUGGCACCUCCUUCGCCGAUACAUGGCAUCUCGGCUCCAUUCCCUGCGGAUGGGUGGCUACCUCUUCUCUGGCUCUCAGGCCCCCCAGUUGUCCCCUGCCCUGUUGAAAGCCCUGGGCCAGAAGUGCCCCAACCUGAAGCGCCUCUGCCUGCACGUGGCUGACCUGAGCAUGGUACCCAUCACCAGCCUGCCCUGCACCCUGAGGACCCUGGAGCUGCACAGCUGUGAGAUCUCCAUGGCCUGGCUCCUUAAGGAGCAGGACCCCACCGUGCUGCCCCUGCUCGAAUGCAUCGUGCUGGACCGUGUCCCUGCCUUCCGUGACGAGCACCUGCAGGGCCUGACACGUUUCCGGGCCCUGCGCUCUCUGGUGCUAGGUGGCACCUACCGUGUGACCCAGACGGGGCUGGAUACCAGCCUGCAGGAGCUCAGCUACCUGCAGAGGUUCGAGAUGCUAGGUUGCACCCUCUCAGCGGACAGCACCCUGCUGGCCAUCAGCCGCCACCUCCGAGGUGUGCGCAAGAUCCGGCUGACCGUUGGGGGCCUCUCUGCUCCUGGCCUGGCUGUCCUGGAAGGAAUGCCAGCCCUGGAGAGUCUGUGCUUACAGGGCCCCCUCAUCACCCCAGAAAUGCCCACUCCAGCUGAAAUUGUUUCCUCCUGCCUCACCAUGCCCAAACUCAGAGUGCUUGAGCUGCAGGGGCUGGGCUGGGAGGGUCAGGAGGCUGAGAGGAUCCUGUGUAAGGGGCUGCCCCACUGUAUGGUCAUUGUUAGGGCCUGCCCCAAAGAGUCCAUGGACUGGUGGAUGUAACUGUGCCACUGUCCCAGCUUUCACAGUUGGUGAAAGCCCUUGAUGAAAGACCCUCUGAGCAGCAAAUUGAAGAGGGCAGCUUAUGGGGCUUGAGGGAACUGAAGGUGACAGGAGGAGACAGUGAAGGCCUUGGGCCUCCAGACAGUGGGAAUCGUUGGCCAGCUGUGUGGCCUCAGCCUCAGCAGCCUGCCUCUGGAGGCCCAGUUCUCACAUCUACAAAUAGAGAUCCGAGCUACCUCAGGAUUGUGUUGCAUAGCCUUACUCUGACAGCCCCCGCCCUCAGAAGCCCUUGAUGAAGGUCAUUCUCCAGGUCAUCCUCAGAGUUGUCCUCAAACCAGAUGGGUGGAAUUAAGAGCUAGAAGGACCUGAGGGGCCAAGUUCCUCCAGUGAUACCUGGAAAGACUAUACAUGUGUACCCACACGCCUGUGCACCAUUUCUAUAUGUACACACAAGAGGCACAGAGAUCAAGGGCAAAUGAGGCUUGCCAUUCAUAAUCAAAAUGUUCAUGAAGGUUCUCAGUUGUAUUUUCUGUAUUUUCUACCUUUUCCAAGUUUUCCACAGCAGAUAUUAUUUU